Carassius gibelio (silver crucian carp) is the source of this 1386-nucleotide messenger RNA. RefSeq names its product transgelin 3b (gene tagln3b). The transcript has 5 exons. Gene Ontology annotation, molecular function: protein binding. NCBI's taxonomy places the organism in Eukaryota, Metazoa, Chordata, Actinopteri, Cypriniformes, Cyprinidae. Bases 152 to 751 code for a protein of 199 amino acids. The record is from RefSeq and is a predicted model, not a curated record.
UGAGCCACGCCCCGUCCCCCGCCGCAUGGAUGUUUCAGUCCAGCAUCUCUGAGAUCUGACAACAGGAAGGAUUUGACCUCGCUGCACAUAAGGACGACACACAUCUGCUUGCAAUAUACUGGGUAAAGACUUAGACUUAUUUAACUUGACCAUGGCAAACCGAGGACCCAGUUAUGGACUGAGCCGUGAGGUGCAGGAGAAGAUCGAGCAGAAGUAUGACCCAGAGCUAGAGUCUCGGCUGGUGGACUGGAUUGUCACUCAGUGUGGAGGAAAUAUAGAGAAGCCACAGCCGGGGAGGCAAAACUUUCAGAUCUGGCUAAUGGAUGGCACUAUCCUCUGUAGACUCAUUAACAGUUUGUAUCCACGUGGUAAGGAGCCUAUUAAGAAGAUCCCAGAGACUCAGAUGGCCUUUAAGCAGAUGGAAAAGAUCUCCCAGUUCCUGCAGGCAGCUGAAGCUUACGGAGUGAUAACCACAGACAUUUUUCAGACAGUGGACUUGUGGGAAGGAAAAGACAUGGCAGCCGUCCAGAGAACACUAAUGGCCCUGGGAGGCGUCGCUCUCACAAAAGACGAUGGACUUUACCGAGGUAACCGGGACUGGUUUCACAGGAAAUCUCAAGGCAACCGGCGAGAGUUUUCUGAGGAGCAGUUGCGGCAGGGUCAGAAUCUGAUUGGCUUACAGAUGGGCAGUAACCGUGGGGCAUCUCAGGCUGGCAUGACUGGUUACGGCAUGCAUCGGCAGAUUAUGUAAAACUAUUCUAGUGCCCAACAACACCCAGAAGACCUUAAACCCUCUCACCCCAGCUCUCACCAAGCAGUGUUUCUUGAUGGUGCAUAUAUUGGAUGAAUAGGAGCAGUAUUAGUAAUUUCAGAAACUGAAGCAUAGAGGUUUUAAGAUAUUAGAGCAUGCAAGGCAUAUCUUUUUUAAGUUUUGUUUGCUCAGCUUGUGAUAAAAAUAUAUUUAUUUAUUUGUAAAUGUAUGCAAAGUGAUAAAAGUUUUAUCUAAGCAAGUCAAAACAACUGCAUUAUUCUCUAUGAGCAGACAGUGUGUUGAUAUACCAAAUAACAGACAGCAACAGUAUACUUGUUUACACGGUCUUUGAAUGUACAGUAAAGGACAAACGUUUGCCCUUCCAAAUACUGUAUUGCACCUGUCGUUAUUGCUGGGUUUCUUUUGCUCUUUUAAUAGGAAAAAUUAAAAAGUAAAAGAUGUCAAUGCACAUACUAACCAGAAGUACUGUAUGCAGAUUAAUGAUAGUCAUAAAUGUAGAAAUAUAUUAAUUUGUGUUGUCCAUCGUUGUUGUGUGUUAACAUUCCAUGUCAGUUUCAUAAGCUUGGUUUUGAUGACCAUGUUUGAUGUAAAUGUUUAAUAAAUUGGUACCUUAA